CCUCCCAUUGGCACGGGAAGACCUCGGCCUGAUCGCGGACGACCAUCCAAAGAAGCAAUUCCAGACCUCCAUCAUCCCCGCCCACGAAAAGCAUCCAUAAUCCUCAUACAAAUCGCCGCUGGUCUCCCUUCGCCUGCAGAGAUCGCUGCUGGGAGGCCACUCGUGCCUCCGCUCCCACCUCCCGCAGGCUCCGUGUGUGGGUCCGAUGAGUGGAGAGGCAGCCGUCCGCUUGCGGAGCUCUGAAUGCUGAUGGGCGCUCAAAAGAGCAUUCAUGCCGGUAAAGCUAAGAUAGACUUCAAUGUGGACCUUACUCAGAAGCUGUGUGUUGCCCUCUUGUUGCCCCAUAUCAGGCAAUCUACCGAUCCCUUCUCGCAGGUUAUUGCGAGACUUUCCAUCAAACACCCCAAUCUCUUUGGAAGAAACGAAAAAUUGGAGGUACUGUGGAACAAAGGCCUCGAUGAUUCAAACAUUCUCAUAGCAUUCAGGCGCCCAAGGCCUGAUUGGACGUCACAACAGUCGUUUACCAUUCAGUAUUCAGUGACUCCUGAGACUGCAGUGCAUGGGUUGCCUGUUGAUCAUUUCUCUCACUCAGGGAGUGGGAGUGUCAAUCUAUGCCGCUUCUCAGCAGGUGUUGAUUUCAAUGAGCCUUCUACUUCCCACUGGAGCAGCACUACUGGCAUCAAAUUUGAGCAUGUUCAUCCAAUCAAUAAUGAUGGCCAUAUGAUAAGCAGGGAUGUUGAUGGAUUUCCCAUAACUUCCAGUGGAAACACUUAUGAUAAUAUGGUCAUUCUGAAGCAGGAAGCCCAAUGUGCAAUUGCUAGUGAUGAUAGUUUUACAAGAUUAAAUUUUCAAAUGGAACAAGGACUACCUCUUUUGUCAAAGUGGCUUAUUUUCAAUCGAUUCAAAUUUGUUGCUUCGAAGGGAUUUAAAUUGGGCCCCACUUUUUUGGUCACGAGCCUGAAAGGUGGUUCGAUUGUAGGGGACAUGGCACCAUACCAAGCGUUUGCCAUUGGUGGAAUUGAUAGCGUUCGAGGUUAUGGUGAAGGCGCAGUUGGCUCUGGAAGAUCAUGUCUGGUUGCUAAUAGUGAAUUUACAAUUCCUGUGACAAAGGAACUGGAAGGAGCCAUCUUCAUGGACUGUGGAACUGACUUGGGCUCUUCUCGGCAUGUCCCUGGUAAUCCUGCCCUUAGGCAAGGAAAGCCUGGGUUUGGAGUUGGUGUUGGAUAUGGUAUUCGCUUCAGCUCGCAUUUGGGUCAGCUUCAGGUUGACUAUGCGAUGAAUGCCUUCCGACAGAAGACUGUUUACUUCAGCAUCAACAAUGUUAGCUCAUGAGGUAUUUGUUUCAAGUCUGAGAUAUCCUUGUCAAGUAUUCUUUCUUGAUUUGCUAGUUUUAGGAAGAAACAAGAAGGCUGGUAAGAAGGUGGAAACUUCUCCAUCAAGAUCAUUUUAUGUUGUGAACAAGGAGCUUUGUUGGUUCGAACUGGUACAUAUCGAUCGGUAUAUAUUGGUUAAUGAUCCUUGCAUGAAAUAGACUUGGUAUCACUUGUGUUUUUAGUUCUUUUUAUUAGGAUUACCCUCCUCUCUCUCUCUCUAUAUAUAUAUAUAUAUAUAUAUAUAUAUUUACUUGCACUCGUCUCUUAGGUCAUGUAUUAGUCCGUCUGAUGCUUCCGUUUCUCCUCCGUGGCCAUCUUCUCUUCUCAUUUUUCUCUUCUUGGUGUCGUCUUCGUCUCUCUCUGCUUGCACUCGUCUUUCUUCUCAUUUUUCUCCUUUCGUCUUCUUCUCUCUCUACGUGGACUCAUCUCUUAGGCCAUGUAUUAAUCUAUCCGAUGCUUCUCUUCCUCCUCCAUAGCCAUCUUCUUUUCUCAUUUUUCUCUUCUUGGUGUCAUAUUCUUCUCUCUCUGCUUGCACUCGUCUUUCUUCUCAUUUUUCUCUUCUUUGUGUCGUCUUCUUCUCUCUCUGCUUAGACUCGUCUCUUAGACCAUGUAUUAAUCCAUCCGAUGCUUCUCUUCCUCCUCCAUGACCAUCUUCUCUUCUCAGUUUUUUUUUCUUUGUGUCGUCUUUUUCAAGGUAUGCAAUACCGUACCGUAUCGAUGUUUCGAGAUUGGUUCAGUAUGGUAUGGUACCGUGUACUAAGUGGUAUACCAGGACGUACCGAAUAGUACAUCAUAGUGUAUCGAGCGGUACACCUAAUUUUAAAUAUUUUUUUCUCUCUACUGUAGUACUGCUUUAGUGUAACACUGUAGCACGUUAGCGGUCCAUGUAUCGGUAUACCGUCGGAUCGGUACGUAUCGUUCAAUUCAAAAUUAUAUACCAUGGUCUUCUUCUCUCUCUGUUCGUCGGUACCGUAGCAUGUAUUGAUAUACCAUGUGUUUAUACGUCAAGCAUGAAUUGGAUUUGUAACGAUCGAUUAUCGAUCAACACAUAUCCUUAGUUUAAGCUCCUGCAUUUUUAUUUAUUUUUAUAGUAAAAUAAAAAAAGAAAACAAUUAGAUGAUUCAGAUUUGACUAUUCAUAAAACACAAGCAGAAAAUGGUCAUUUCAAUAGCCUAUAAAUGAAGAUCCACAAACACCAGCAAAUUCACUCUAUAAAACAACACAAGGAUCAGAAGGAGACACCACCACAAACACAACUACGCUUCAGUGGUUUCAGGACUCGAACAUCCAUCCACAUCGGGUGGCAAUCAGAAGAUCUUGUCGUGCUGGCCGGUGAGAGUGUUCUUAAGGUCCGAGUACAGUCCAUAGAGGGAGUACUGCUGCAGCUUGGAAACCUCGUACCAUGAAUUGAGCACAGCAUCAUGCUUGUCUGUGCCUGAGAAUGCCAACUGAAUCCCUAUGCUGCAGUCCACAGAGCCACCCUGGCCUUUGCAGUUGGGAGCUUUGAUGGCGCAGCCCUGCUCCCUGAGACACACAAACGAUGACUUCCCUGAACAUGAAGAACAGCUACCUGUCUUCCAAUGCAGAUCUUGAAGCGUGCCCUUGUGGAAUUCAAGCACCUACAUAUGGACAACAAGAUGGAAGGAAUGUGAUUGCUGCUGUUCUCGGUGAUUCAGAAGGCGUGAAGCAUACCAGUGUGAAGCUGGUGAUGGCAUAUGAACUGUUGCCAACAAAGACGGGAGAGGACCUUGCUGCAUACUUUCUGCCGGCAAAUGCCACCAUGAAUCCACCACUAUUGAUCUGGAAAGCAAAGAAGUAGUUGUCUGGUUAAUGAUUGAUUGAUGUAUUUGUCUAGCGAUACAAGAACAGAUUUAAUGUGAUAUUCGAAGUGAAAUUAAGCAUAUUUAUCA
Musa acuminata AAA Group (dessert banana) is the source of this 3283-nucleotide messenger RNA. RefSeq names its product outer envelope protein 39, chloroplastic-like. The transcript is spliced from 11 exons. NCBI's taxonomy places the organism in Eukaryota, Viridiplantae, Streptophyta, Magnoliopsida, Zingiberales, Musaceae. The coding region runs from base 244 to 1332 and encodes 362 amino acids. Gene Ontology annotation, biological process: embryo development ending in seed dormancy; chloroplast organization. Gene Ontology annotation, cellular component: outer membrane. The record is from RefSeq and is a predicted model, not a curated record.